This is a messenger RNA of Tremella mesenterica DSM 1558, 831 nucleotides long. RefSeq lists its product as uncharacterized. The record is from RefSeq and is a predicted model, not a curated record. Lineage: Eukaryota; Fungi; Basidiomycota; Tremellomycetes; Tremellales; Tremellaceae. The transcript is spliced from 5 exons. The coding region runs from base 1 to 831 and encodes 276 amino acids. Gene Ontology annotation, molecular function: nickel cation binding.
AUGCUCUCCCUUCAACGUCAUCUCCUCUACAUCCUACUCGACUCCAACCUACCUACAGGCGGUUUCGUCUCUUCAUCCGGUCUCGAGUCCUAUGCCAAACAUGUGCCGCCCUCGGCGAAGCGAAGCACAGCCGACAACGUGAUCCAUUUCGUGGAAUCGGAAAUGGACAAUUUCGCAAGUACGACCUGUCCCUUUGUGUGCGAUGGCUGGCGUAUACUCGACACAGGUGUGCAAGUGCCGCAAGAGACCUUGACAUCAGGUCUACAUACAAAGGUGCAAGAGAUGCUAAGGGAAAUCACCACCUUGGAUCGAUACCACGAAUCGACCUUGUUAUCCGUCGUCGGGAGAAGAGCUUCGAAAGCACAAGGAGUGGCUUUGCUCACUUUAUUCACAAGGUCGUUAUGCUCAAUAACAGAUGAUCGACGACGAAAUGGCGAAUUAUUAUCAAGGUUGGUGGUGGAAGAGUACAAACGUUCCAUCCGACGUUGCACGACCCCUGGACAUUUGGCAGUGUGUUGGGGAGUCAUCAUGUCGGCUUUAGGGUUGGAUCUUGGCACUUCACUCCACCUUUAUCUCUUCCUACACUGCCGCUCCGUCCUAUCUUCAGCCGUCAGGCUCAACCUAGUGGGACCUUAUGCUUCCACUCGCCUGUUGUUAUUGCUGCAGGGGGCGAUCGACCGAUGCGUGGUUUCCACCUUGAACUCGACCACGACGUCGCCUGUCAACGACAUGAUUCAUGACAACGCUACUGCCCCGUCCACGACAUGGCCGUUGGGUGAGAUACUCUUGGCCCGACAUGACAUGCAACAUUCACGCAUCUUCAACAGCUAG